Oryza brachyantha (malo sina) is the source of this 988-nucleotide messenger RNA. RefSeq lists its product as uncharacterized. NCBI's taxonomy places the organism in Eukaryota, Viridiplantae, Streptophyta, Magnoliopsida, Poales, Poaceae. The coding region runs from base 290 to 700 and encodes 136 amino acids. The record is from RefSeq and is a predicted model, not a curated record. The transcript has a single exon.
ACCCCGCUCUCCCGCUCCCGCCAUUGUCGCCCACACUUGCACGCCUCGCUCCUCCUCCUCCUCCUCCUCGUCCGCGUACAAAAAGACGCGCGCCUUCCACUACCAGCCGCUGCACCAACCGGGGCUCCCACCCCAGCGCACCUCACCUCCUCCAUGGACGACCCACCUCUCCUCCUCCUCCUCGCCGCCGGCGAAUAGCACCGCCUCUCUCUCCACCACCGGCCGGCGGUAUCUGAUUUCUCUGAAGUUGUUCUUGGGUGGGAUCCUCGAGGUAGGAUUGUUUUUAGAGAUGGCGGCGGCGGCUGGGCAGGAGGUUGGCACGGUCGUCGCGGUGGCGGCGCCGGUGGAGGUGGAGUGGGCGGAGUGCGCGUGCUGCGGGCUGAGGGAGGAGUGCACGCCGACGUACGCCGAGGGCGUGCGGGCGCGGUACGGCGGGCGGUGGCUGUGCGGCCUGUGCGGCGAGGCGGUCGGGGAGGAGCUCUCCGCCGCCGGGGGCGCCGGGCGGUCGGUGCUGGUGGAGGGUCAGGUGGAGGCCGCGAUCGCGAGGCACGCCGCCUUCUGCCGGGCGCUCGGCUGCAGGUCCCCCGCCGCGGCGGAGCGGCUCAUCGCCGCGGUGCGGCGGCUUCUCCGCUCCGCCUCCGGCGAUGGCGGCGGGAAGACGGAGAAGUCCGUGGUGGUGCUGGAGUUCCAUGACGCCUGAGACGACGACAGAUCGAAGAUUUGCUCUUCCAGGCGCUAGCUAGGCCUAGCCUCUUCUCUUUCAUUUCUUCACCUUAAUUACUGCUUAAUUUCCUAGCUUAAUUACAUUUAGCUUGCAAUAAUUACGUGCUCAAUCUGUACGCAAAUCCUGCAAGUUCUCCAGCUCUGUGUAACUGUGAAGGAAUGGAAGAAAACAUUCUGGAGGAUAAUGAGAGAUUGAGAGCUAGGUGGAAGAAUUCCAUUUUCUCUGUUCAUCCUGUUCAAUACAAUUUUGACAAAUUUUUCUUUU